Cuscuta epithymum is the source of this 2521-nucleotide messenger RNA. Lineage: Eukaryota; Viridiplantae; Streptophyta; Magnoliopsida; Solanales; Convolvulaceae. The record is from the annotation of a GenBank genome assembly.
CUAAAGUGGAAAGUUACGAAACAAUUAAGGAAGAACUGAGGUUGACAAUAGACAUUCUUUUUUGAGAAUUUGCCAACUACUAGGGCACAGUCCAGUAGUCAACUAGCCGAGUAAAGGCAAAGGCAAAAGAAGCUCUCCGCUCUCAAAUCAAAACUUCAAGUCCUCAGAGAAAGAAAAACCGAAGAAAAUGGAAGACAUUGGAAGAAGAGCAACUGAAGAAGAAGAAGGUCCGGCAAUUGGUAUCGAUCUCGGAACCACAUACUCUUGCGUUGGAGUUUGGCGCCCACAACACGACCGUGUUGAGAUCAUCGCCAACGAUUUAGGAAACCGUACUACGCCGUCAUGGGUUGCCUUCACCAAUACCCAACGUCUUAUUGGCGAAUCUGCCCAGAACCAGGCCGCAAUGAAUCCCUCCAAUACCAUCUUUGAUGUGAAGAGGCUGAUAGGUAGAAAAAUUGGUGAUGCUGCAGUGCAAAGUGACUUAAAUCUUUGGCCGUUUAAAGUCAUAGCUGGACCUGAUGGUGGCAAUGGAGCAAAACCUAUGAUAGCCGUGACGUACAAGGGUGAAGACAAGCAAUUUUCUGCUGAAGAGAUAUCUUCUAUGGUCCUCCAAAAGAUGAAGACUAUUGCAGAGGCUUACCUAGGCAAACAAGUUAAAAAUGCUGUUAUUACUGUUCCUGCAUACUUCAAUGAUGCCCAGCGCCAAUCAACAAAAGAUGCAGGUGUCAUUGCUGGACUUAAUGUGUUGCGUAUCAUUAAUGAGCCCACAGCUGCUGCAAUUGCCUAUGGUCUUGACAAGAAAGUAGGAACUGGGAUUGGUGAUUCUGGUCGGAAGAACAUAUUGGUUUUUGAUCUUGGGGGUGGCACUUUUGAUGUCUCCAUUGUCACAAUAGAGAAGGAUGUGUUCGAAGUCAAAGCAGUUAAUGGGGACACUCACCUUGGUGGAGGAGAUUUCAAUAACAGAAUGGUGAGUCACUUUGUAGCUGAGUUUGAGAGAAAACACAAAAAAGACAUAAGUACAAGUCCUAGGGCUCUUGGGCGGCUGAGAGCAGCUUGCGAAAGGGCCAAGAGAAAUUUAUCUGCAGCUACUGAAACGUCUAUUGACAUAGAAUGCCUCUUUGAGGGCAUCGAUUUCUCUUCGAUCAUCACCCGUGCACGAUUUGAAAAAAUGAAUUUGGAUCUGUUUAAGGAUUGCAUGGACCCAGUUGAGAAGUGUUUGAAGGAUGCCAAAAUGAUGAAGAGUGACAUUCAUGAUAUUGUUCUUGUGGGUGGGUCUACCCGAAUACCAAAGGUUGAGGAAUUGUUACAAGAACUUUUCAAUGGAAAGAAGCUCUGCAAAAGCAUAAACCCAGAUGAGGCUGUUGCUUAUGGAGCAGCGUUUCAUGCUGCAUCCCUGACCGGUGCUGCUUUCGGUCUGAAUAAUGAUGUUGUGCUGGUGGAUGUUGCUCCUUUGUCUCUUGGUAUUGAAACUAAUGGUGGUGAUAUGUCUAUUGUGGUUCCAAGGAAUACCCCCAUCCCUACAAAGAUAACAAAGAAAAAUUACCAAAAUGCAGUUGACUAUGCAACAAGGUGUUGUUUCAUUGUGUAUGAGGGAGAGAGGCCCUUAGCAAAGUACAACCACUUCCUAGGUGAAUUUUUCCUUAAUGGCAUUCCUCCAGAACCCAAAGGUGUCGCUAGGUAUGAUGUCCAUUUUGAAAUUGAUACCAAUGGCAUCUUGACUGUGUCUGCAGAACUAGUGGGAAGUAAGAACAAGAACCAAAUUACUAUUACCAAUCACAACGGGAGGCCGUCAAAGGAGGAGAUUGAUCGGAUGGUAAAAGAGGCAGAAGUGUACAAGGCUCAAGAUGAGGAGCUCAAGAAGGCAUCAAAAGCUAAAAAUAUUUUAGAGAAUUAUAUUCACUAUGUGAGGGAUACUUUGAGAAGCUGUCGAAAAGGUGUUAGCGUGAAGAAGAUGAUAAUUUUGAAGGAUGCAGUUGAGAAGGCGGAACAAUGGUUAGAGUGGAAUUACCUACUAGGUGAAGCUUCCAAGUUUGAGGAAAAGAUGAAAGAACUCAAGACAUUAUGUGAGUCUGUCAUAAUAAAGAUGCAGCUUCAGGGAAGUAACACAUGUGUAAAGUCUGAGAUCAUUUACACAUUGGAUAAUUUACACAUGUAAAUCCGAUGAUUCACUUAUCUGUAUGGAUGAUUUACAUGCUUUAUUUUAUUUUGGCUUCCACUAGUCCCAGAGUUUUGCAUUUUCUUUUAAUCCCUUGGUAGCUGAAGCAUCUUAAUGUGUCUUUUUUUUGCUGGAAUUUUUAUGUGUUCUUUAGCUUUUUCAAGCAUCUCUUCUGGGGAAUGUUUCUUAACUGCUGCAUGAAGCAGAAGAGGGCAUAUUCUUUUUAUAUGCUUCAAUGAAAGAAGAAAAAAGAAAUGUAGACUCUAACUUUCUUGUCAUUCAUGUAUUUAGAGAGUCAACUGGGUAUUGAAUCUCAAAAUAAUGUAGUUAUUAACAACCUGUUAUUCAAUCUGUCGUUCCUGAUUA